Messenger RNA from Volvox carteri f. nagariensis, 1991 nucleotides. RefSeq lists its product as uncharacterized. Bases 63 to 764 code for a protein of 233 amino acids. The transcript has 3 exons. The record is from RefSeq and is a predicted model, not a curated record. Lineage: Eukaryota; Viridiplantae; Chlorophyta; Chlorophyceae; Chlamydomonadales; Volvocaceae.
CCCAGACUACCAAAAUUGAUUAAAUAAGAGCUUAAGGCUGUUCAUCAUUUUGCCGGAACAAUAUGCACAAGGGGCAAGGAGUAUACGCACAUAACAAUGUUCCUGACGUGACGCAAACUUUCCAGAAUACGGUUCUGGUUAAAAACUGGUAUGAGGACCGCUUCCAAGCUGCGGUGGCCUCCGCUUCCGGACGGGAGCAGCCAACAAAGGAACGCGUUAUCCACCAAGCACUUCCCGAUGGACACCCCGGCCUCUGGGAGACGACGAAAAAAGAAUUUGACAAAGCGAUGCUUACAAGCCCACCUCCGGCGAAUAUCAAGAAGCCAAGCAUGUAUACGGAUGGGAACCUGCCGGACCGCCUGAACACCUACGGCCUUGCCGAUAGUAUCCAUUACACGACAGGUCCCAACCCCGCCGCCGAGGCCGCCAAGCCGGCGCCGCGGUACAUGACCACCACCAACAAGGAACUCUAUGAGGUCAAGCCACAGCAGGACCUUACCGCUCAUCCCGAAGCGUUUCAAAGCACCAAGUCACCGUACGGUCUCACGGACGCGCUCACAAAGUCCGUCCGGGGGGAAGCCACGGAUCAGUCCAACGUGGUUGGCGGCAAGGGGGCGCGUGGCGAGAUCACUCGACGACCUGGCGAGUCGGGCAAUGUGUACGGCGUGUCUGUUUUCGUAGAUGAAUACGCCAAAUGGGGGUCAGCACUGAAAGGUAUGCCGCUGGAAGAGACGGCGUCGAAGAAGCAGACCAAGUACUUUUGAGCGAGGUGCGGAUUUGGUGGGUUGAUCGCAGCGUUGGAGAGCAGGAAGGCCACUGAAUGCCCUCCACUACAGAGGCCUGAAGUGGAGGCCCUUGCCAUUGGGGGGUGUCCUGAGCUGGAUGAGGCAGCACCCUGUCCUCGCACAAGACGAGUAUGACGUGGAUUGCUGAAAGCGAAAAGCUGCAGGAAUGUGGUACUUGAGGGCUGGACAGAAUAAUGGACGGGGACCGAUGCACUCAGGCAGGACUCUAGUGGGUGUGAUGUGAACAGCAUUACAGAGGUUCUGCGCAGUCUAGAGGCUCGGUAAUCCCCCAGAUAGCACUUUCCAUGCUCUCGUGUACAGAGGGUGUACAGAGGGAUGCCCGGGCCACUGGCAGGUUUACGGUGUUAGUGUAAUUAAUGGGUGCGCAGGAUUAGUUAGUGCAGGAUUGGCCAAGGUUGUGAGGGUAUCGCAAGCGAAUGUGCAUAAAAGAUUAUGUAUAUGCGUGGGUAGAUAGACCUAGGGCAACUGCAGGGCAACGAAGAGCUGCGGGAAAGAGGUGGCGCAAGUGCGGGAAAUGGGUCAGGUAGGCCAGGUGUGCGGCCAGCCACCGCCGUAUAUAUGGACGGAACGUGGAACGUGGGGGCUGGAGCGCACUUGUGGUGUGAAUUUUUGUACUUAGUAAGCGCUAUCUGUGUACGGUGCACUGGCAGGGGGACCGCGGCGCUCAUAUUUCAAGUAGUAACUGUUUGGGCAGGUUUCCAUUGCGCUGGCGCUAAUGUAUUCGUGGGCGGGAGGCGACUUUGGGACCUGUCUUGAGGAGCUGGGUGGCAAGGUUAGAUUCAUCUUCCACUCAGAAAGGGCUUUGCAGCGCCGCGGGUUAAGACAAGACUGUGGGGACAUGGGGACGGCCUGCAAGGAUAUGGCCCCUCCUCUCGGCAUGGCACCUUGCGGUGCAUGCGUGAAUUCUAUUUCUGGAGUGCGGUUUUUGUGCUGCCCUAGAGGCGCUGUGUUGGUGUGACCCGGGUCGCCAUGAUGAGCUGCUGGUUAGUGUGCUGGCUGUUUGUGUUAUACGGAAUCACUGGGCAGCAAAUUACCAUCAUCCUGGAAGCAAAUCAAGCUGCAAGAUUGUCCAUGUCUGCCUUACAUCAUCAUAUCCUUUCAACACCCCUAAUAUCGUUGGGUCACACAGAGCGAGGCUGAGGCCAAGGAUGAACACUAAAGAGAGGAACAUUAAGUAAUAUUGGG